AUGAGCCAGUACGGGUCCCAGGGGGGCCUGAACAUGGGCCGCAGGAUGGGGUCCAGAGGCGACUUGACUGGCGGUGGGAACUAUCAGUACGCACGGAGCGAGGUAGUGCACGGAGGAGGUAAUGGAUACGAACCCUUCACGGACGGAUACAACACCUACACCUUCUCAAAGUCGUCUCUGCCGGGCGGGAUGGUCACCAACAUGAGCAUGGGAGGCGGAAUGAGCGGCUCCAACCUCAGCGGCAUCCACCAGAAGGCCAUGAUCCUGCAGGGCCAGUGCCAGGAGUACCUGAAGAAAGCCGAGUACGCCCUCCAGUCUGGCGGUUCCCAGGGCGACGCAGAGCGCUACAUGGCGAUGGCCAAAGAGACCAUAGAGCAGCUGAAGGGCUGCGCGAUGGACCUGAGACAGAUGGGACAGCCCAAUGACAACGUAGUCAGAACUUUGGAGAUAUGUAAAGACCAGCUGAAGGGCGUCCACAAGUCCAUGAGCGGCACCAUGCAGAGGAGGAGGAGCACCCGAGGGAGCUGGGAGGAGGGGGGACGGAGCUUCCAUGAUGGCAUGGCCUGGAUUGGACAGCACAAACGUCUGAUUGAAACUGCUUCCUGGGGAGAUGACACCGCCGCCAUCGAGCAGCAGCUCAUCAGCCACCAGAAGUUUCACAGCUCCAUCCAGAGGAGCGCCGAGGUGGAUCGAGCCCGGGACGAACUGAUUAAGAGAGGAGAGAAAGGAAAUCUUCACGCUCUGGACCAGGAGUGGGACAGUCUGCAGCAAAUGUCGUUUAAUCGGACGCAGCAGCUGAAAGAGCUCGAUCAGAUCAUUCAGGACAUAUCCAAAGAAAUCAUUUGGGUGAACGACAGAGAGGAGGAGGAGCUGAUGUUCGACUGGGGAGACAAGAACAUCAACCAGUACAUCCCAGAGAAGCAGGAGAGCUACUCGAAACUGAUGAGCGCCCUGGAGGUCAAAGAGAAGGACUUGAAUAAGCUGAAAAUCAAAGUGGAUUCCCUUCUGAAGAACAAGCACCCGGCCUCCGACAAGAUCGAGGCGUACAUGGACACCCUGCAGACUCAGUGGAGUUGGCUUCUUCAAAUCACCAAGUGCAUCGACACGCAUCUGAAGGAGAACGCAGCAUACAGCCAGUUCUUUAAGGACGCCAAUGAGACGUACAGUUCCCUGCAGAAGGAACACGAGACGAUCCGUAAGACGUUCACCUGCGACAAGAACACGUCACUGGAGAACCUGCUGGAGCUCCUCAGGGGACUGGAGAGAGAGAAAGAGAAGAUUAUGGAAAACAAGAGGCAGGUUCAGCAUCUGGUCAACAAGUCUAAGAGCAUCGUGAGGCUGAGACCCAGAAACCCCGAAGAUAAGAGCAGCGGCCAGGUCAUCGUCAAGGCGUUGUGUGACUUCAAACAAGACCAGAAAGUGAUCUGUAAGAACAACGAGGCCAUCCUGAAAGACAACAGUCAGCGCAGCAAAUGGGACAUUACUGGCCCGGGAGGACUGGAUAUGUUGGUGCCCUCUGUGUGCCUGAUCGUACCGCCUCCCAAUCCACUCAGCAUCAGUAUGGCCAGCAAGAACGAUCAGUACUACGAGGCGAUCCUGUCCAUCUGGAAUCAGCUGUACAUCAACGUGAAGAGUCUCAUCGCCUGGCAGUACUGUCUCAUGGACAUCACACGCAUCAACUCCCUCACCAUAACUAUGCUUGCCCGGAUGCGUCCCGAGGAGUACCGUCAAAUCAUCAAGAGCCUGGAGACUCACUACGAGGAGUUCAAACUGAGCAGCCACGGCUCCCAGAUGUUUGUUGACGAUGACAAGAGGGGCAUCGAGAACAAGUUCACCGAAGCCCAGACGCACUACGACAACCUGGUGGUGCAGCUGCCUGUUUACGUUGCACAACAAGAACAACUACAACAAGAAGAAAGACGGAGAACAGAGACGAAAGUGAAGAAAGAGGUGGUGAAAGUGACCAAGACGGAGCCUGUGGUGAAGAAGAAGAAGGUGGUGGUGGUGUCUUCCUCCCGCAGCCUGUCAGAGCUGCACGCGCUCAGAUUGAGGAUGGAGGCCUCCGAGGGUUCGCUGAGUCAGCAUGUUCACAUCUGCUUUGGAGAAGACGGGUUUCACGAUUGUGGCCUUAAGAUUACACAGCUAGAGGCCGUGCAUCGUGAUGUAGACUCGUUACGCCAGGAGUACUUGCGUCUGAAGGAGCGGAUUUUAAAGGAGCUGGAGGGCAUGACCGAUUCGGAUAAAGCCCAGUUCCUCCGCAGUGAGGUCACAGUCAUCGACCAACGACUCGCCAGCCUGGAGAGCAGCUCAUCAGCUUACCUGCAGAGACUGCGGGCUCUGAGGGACCUGCUGCAGAGUGUGGCGCAGGCUGAAGACAUAGUGAAAGUUCACGAGGCGAGACUGACAGAGAAGGAGACCACUUCUCUGUCGCCAAGUGAAGUGGAAGAGUACAUGUUGACUCUGAAGAAUAUUAAGGCAGAGUUGGAUCAGAAGAGGCAUUUCCUGACCUCCAUGGAGUCAGAGCUCUCUAAGGCGACCCACUGGAACAGCCAGGUGGGAGGAUCUUUCCACAGAUGUGACAUGAUGCUGUGCAGAUGCACGGAGCAGGUGAGCCUGCUGUCAGACCGCUGGAGACGAAUCGAGGGACAGAUUGACACCAGACUCCAGGAUUUGCAGUUGUAUCUGCCUCAGCUGGAGCACUACAAGCAAACCAGUUCCUCCCUCAUUGACUGGAUUGAUGUCACACGGAAGAAGCAGGACACCCUGCAGGCCUCCAAAAUACAGAGCGUCGAGGCCCUGAAAGACCACAUAAAUAACCAGAAGGCACUGAACUCAGAAAUCAAAGCGAGGAGGGAGACAUUAGAAAGAGUGCUGCGGGACAAUGUGGCCUGUGUGAACUCCAUCAAGGAGUAUGAAACGGACCUUGCCUCUUACGCCUCUGGGUUAGAGACUUUGCUCAACAUCCCCAUCAAGAGGACAAUGCUGAAAUCACCAUCGAUGGAUCUUAAUGAGGAGGCUAUUCAAAUCCAGACCCGUUACAUGGAGCUGCUUUCCCUGUCUGGUAACUACUACAAAUUCCUGGGAGAGCUGCUCAAAAACAUGGAGGAGCUCAAGAUACGAAACACCCGGAUUGAGCUGUUAGAGGAAGAACUUCGCGAGUUGAGGGAAAAUAUGCAAGAGUGCAAUACCAAGAACAAAUCGCUGGAAGACGACAUUUCCCGCUACCAGCUGCAGCUGAACCAGUCACAGGAGCAGCUGCUGUCAGUGGAGGAAGUGAAGAGAAGCACUGUCCUGCAGUGCACUGUCACCAAGGACAGCCUGGACACCACUCAGACCCAGCUGUCAGACCUCAGCGAUCAGAUGACACACAUCAACUACUUGCUUGAGGAAGAAAGGAGGAAGAAGAGGCUGGCAGAGGAACGCUACGCUCAGCAGCAGGAGGAGUAUGAUUCAACGCUGAAGAAGAGGCAGUCGGAGCUCGAGACUGUCAGCUGGUCCAAGAUAGAGCUGGAGAAGAGUUUGUCAACUAAGGAAUACGAGAUUGAACUGCUACGUCGGCAGCUGGCUGAGGAAGCAGAGAAGAUCAAGGAUCUGCAGAGGGAGAUGUCAAAGGUAAGGAGCCAAUGCAGUGAGGAGGUCAAUAACUUAAAGCUCAGCUAUGAAUCCCAGAUCCAUGUCACUCGUGUGGACAUCCAGAAGCUGGCAACUCAGAGGGAGGAGGAUACAGCUGAGCUCCAGCUCCAGUAUGACAGGGUGGAGGCAGAGAGGAGGGAUCUGGAGGAGGAGCUCAGGAGGCUCAGGAUGUCAUUCAACCAAACAGAGGAACAAAGGAAGAGAGCAGAGGGAGAAACUCACAGUCAGCAGUUGGUUAUCACAGAGGAAGCACGCAGGAGGAGAGAACUGGAAAGUCAGGUGGAGUUGUUAAUAAGGCAGAGAGAUGAGGAAAUUAGCCAGUACAGGGAGGAGCUGGGUGAGCUCAUGAAGAGCCUGCGGGAGAAGAAUGAGGAGCUGGCCUAUGUAACACACAGUUUAGAUGAGGAGACCCGCAGGAGGACAACCACAGAGGAAGGGCAGGGUGUGCUUGAGCGGAGUUUGUCCCAACUGCAGGUAAAGCUGACUAAUUCAUCAGUAGCUGUGACCCAGCUGAAGGAGUGCAAGGAGGAGCUUCAAAAGGUGCGUUUCGAGCUGGAGAGAGAGAUCAAGGAGCGAAGCAGAGUAGAACAGAACUUGAACAGGGUACAGGGACGCCUCAAGGACCUUCAAGGUGUGAGAGAUGGUGUGGAGAGCCAACUGGAGAACCUGAGGAAAGACAACCAAGAGGAGGUGGCUAGAAGAACGCAGCUAGAAACAGAACUGGAAAGCACCACUAUGACCAUUAAAAAGUACAGCAGCACCAUUGCUACGCUACGCCAGAGCCAAGAACAAACCAGCAUGUCAGAAAAGAGAGGUGAAGGAGAACGUCUCAGGUUGCAGGAGGAGCUGGAGAGGAGCUUGAAACAAAACAAGACAUCUGCAGAGCACAUAACAAAACAGAAUGCUGAGCUGAAAACCCUGCAGCAACAACUCCUCCAGGAGCAGACACGAGUCAAAGAGGCAAACCUCAGAAAUGAGGGUCUUUACAAAACUAUAGAAGAGAAGAGUAAGACACUGAAUGAGAACUCUGUUGAGCUUGAAAGGCUGAAGGAGAUGAUAGAAACUCAGACCAAAGAGAGGCUGAAGCUGGAGGAGGAGCUAAGGGCAGCACGACAUGAUAAAGAGGAGAUCUUGAAAUCCAAAAGGGGAAGUGAUGACGAUCUGUACUCUCAAAUCACAGCACUGGAGCUGGAGCUACAGGCCAGUGAGCGCCACAAUGUAGACUACCGCAACCUGGUCUCCGAGCUCUCCUCAGAGAGUGACAAACUGAAGCUGGAGACUGAGAAAAUACGAAAGCAAGCCAUCGAGACUACAGCCUCCAUGCAGUCCAUUCAGUCCCAGUACAAUGAGAUUGUGAAGGAAAGAGAUGCUCUGUUGCUGAAACUGAAGUCGUUAGAAAAUGACAGAGAUCGCCUCAAAAUGCUAGAGGAGGAACUCAGUCGUAUUAAACUAUCUUUAGAGUCUGAGGUUUGCAACAAGCAACAUAUACAGGAUGAGAAUGAGAAGGUGAAGAAAGAUUUAAGUUACUGGAAGGACCAGCAUGAUUGUAAGCAAACCCUGGUUAUAGAGUAUGAAACAGACAAGGAACGUCUGGUGAGGGAACGGAACUCGUUGAAAAGUGAGAUAGAGAGGCUGAUGAGGGAACUAAGGGAGCUUGAGGAAACAUAUCGAAGUAAGUUGACACUCCUCCAGAAAGAACUGACUGAGCUGAAUGUUGUCAGACAAACCAUCGAGGAUGAGUUGAAGAAAGCUAAAGAGCCCCCACCCUUGGUUUUUGAUGGCGUCCGCAAGCCAGUCACAGCAACCCAGUUGCAUGACUGUGGUGUUUUGGAGGAGCCAACAUUCAGCCAGCUUUUGAAGGGGCAUAAGACUGUCUCUGAGGUGUCUGGUGACAAAAAGGUCAAUCUAAAAGGGACGGGCCCAAUAGCUGGUGUGAUAAUUGAAUGUACAAUGGGACCACAGUCUGUUACUAGUCCCCUAUGCAAGAUGACCUUCACUGAAGCUAAGAAUCAGAAUCUCCUGCCAUCAGAUAGCGUUGACCUGCUCCUGGAUGCACAGGCUGCCACAGGCCACAUCAUUGACCCCCGAACUAAUCAGAAGUUGACAGUUGAAGAGGCAUGUUAUCAAGGUGUAAUUGAUGAAGAGGAUCGAGAGAGGUUGUUGGCAGCAGAGGCUGCAGCUGUUGGGUAUAGUGAUCCUGGCUCACGCGAACCCCUUUCAGUAUUUCAGGCCAUGAAGAAAAGAAUGAUUGACAGGAACACAACACUGCGCCUGCUGCAAGCACAGGAGUCUGUGGGGGGCAUUCUGGACCCCAUUCUUAGUGUGUUCCUUCCCAAAGACACAGCCAUUGAGCGUAAUCUAAUUGAUGAAGACAUAUAUCGUGCUCUCAAUCAGAGGCCUGAGCUCUAUCUGGACCCAGAAAGUGAGGAUGGUGUAACUUAUAUGUCAUUGAAGAGGAGAUGCAAAGUAGAUCCACACACAGGCCUUCUGCUUCUUCCUGUACCAGAAAAGCUAGACCCCUCCAAACUCAUCUUUGAUGGUGUUCGGAAACCUGUCACAGCCAAGCAGUUGCUUGAUUGUGGUGUCCUGGACAAACCGACAUUUACAGACCUAGAGAAGGGAAAGAAAACUGUCCCAGACGUAUCUGUAGACAAAAACAUCAGUCUGAAGGGGACUGGGCCCAUUGCUGGUGUUUUAGUUGGGAAUCGAGUCAAAAUGUCUUUGUCAGAAGCAAAAAAACGGAAUCUUCUGCCCCUAGAAAGUGCAGAUUUGCUGCUGGAUGCCCAGGCAGCAACUGGCCAUAUCAUUGACCCCAGCACCAAUCAGAAACUGAUAGUAGAGGAAGCAUGUGCCAGUGGAGUGGUGGACAUUAGUGAUCGCGAUAGAUUGUUAGCAGCAGAAGCUGCUGCAGUGGGCUACCGGGAUCUGAGCACAGCAAAGCCUCUGUCAGUAUUUGAGGCCAUCAAUAAGGGACUAAUUGACAAGAACACUGGGCUUCGCCUGCUGCAGGCCCAGGAGUGUGUGGGAGGCAUUCUAGAUCCCAACCUCAGUGUGUUCCUCCCUAAAGAGACUGCUAUCAAGCGCAACCUUCUGGAUGAAAACCUCUAUCGUACUCUAAACCAGACCCCUGCGUGUUACCUUGAUCCAGAAACUGAGCGUGAUGUCAGCUAUGGGGCUUUGAAGAAAAGAUGCAAGACCGAGCCUCACACAGGUCUGCUACUUUUGCCAAUUACUGAGAGGAAAGACCCUUCCAAAUUGUUGUUUGAUGGUGUCCGUAAGCCAGUCUCAGCACAGCAGUUGCUUGAUUGUGGUGUCCUGGACAAACCAACAUUUAAAGACCUAGAGAAGGGAAAGAAAACUGUCCCAGACGUAUCUGUAGACAAAAACAUCAGUCUGAAGGGGACUGGGCCCAUUGCUGGUGUUUUAGUUGGGAAUCGAGUCAAAAUGUCUUUGUCAGAAGCAAAAAAACGGAAUCUUCUGCCCCUAGAAAGUGCAGAUUUGCUGCUGGAUGCCCAGGCAGCAACUGGCCAUAUCAUUGACCCCAGCACCAAUCAGAAACUGAUAGUAGAGGAGGCAUGUGCCAGAGGAGUGGUGGACAUUAGUGAUCGCGAUAGAUUGUUAGCAGCAGAAGCUGCUGCAGUGGGCUACCGGGAUCUGAGCACAGCAAAGCCUCUGUCAGUAUUUGAGGCCAUCAAUAAGGGACUAAUUGACAAGAACACUGGGCUUCGCCUGCUGCAGGCCCAGGAGUGUGCAGGGGGCAUUCUAGAUCCCAACCUCAGUGUGUUCCUCCCUAAAGACACUGCUAUCAAGCGCAGCCUUCUGGAUGAAAACCUCUAUCGUACUCUAAACCAGACCCCUGCGUGUUACCUUGAUCCAGAAACUGAGCGUGAUGUCAGCUAUGGGGCUUUGAAGAAAAGAUGCAAGACAGAGCCUCACACAGGUCUGCUACUUUUGCCAAUUACUGAGAGGAAAGACCCUUCCAAAUUGUUGUUUGAUGGUGUCCGUAAGCCAGUCUCAGCACAGCAGUUGUUUGAGUGUGGAAUACUUGACGAGCCUACAUUUAACCAGCUACUGAAAGGGGAGAAAACUGUCCCAGAGGUGUCAGUGGAUAAAAAGAUCUUUCUGAAGGGGACAGGAUCAAUUGCUGGUAUAGUAGCUGGACUUUCAGGGAAAAUGUCUUUCUCAGAAGCCAAGAAAAAGAUGUGCAUGCCCCUAGAAAGUGCAAAUUUGCUGUUGGAUGCUCAGGCAGCAACUGGCCAUAUCAUCGACCCCCGCACCAAUCAGAAGCUGACAGUAGAGGAGGCAUGUGCCAGAGGAGUGGUGGAUAUGAGUGAUCGAGAUAGAUUAUUAGCAGCAGAAGCUGCUGCAGUGGGCUACUGGGAUCCGAGCACACCAAAGCCUCUCUCAGUAUUUGAGGCCAUCAAGAAGGGAUUAAUUGAGAAGAAGACUGGGCUUCGCCUGCUGCAGGCCCAGGAGUGUGCAGGGGGCAUUCUAGAUCCCAACCUUAGUGUGUUCCUCCCUAAAGACACUGCUAUCAAGCGCAGCCUUCUGGAUGAAGACCUCUGUCAUGCUCUAAACCAGAUUCCUGCAUGUUACCUUGACCCAGAUACUCAGCGUGAUGUCAGCUAUGGGGCUUUGAAGAAUAGCUGCAAAACAGAAUCUCACACAGGUAUGAAGCUUUUGUCCAUCACUGAGAGGAAAGACCCUUCCAAAUUGAUGUUUGAUGGUGUCCGUAAGCCAGUCUCAGCACAGCAGUUGCUUGAUUGUGGGAUCCUAGACAAACCAACAUUUAACCAACUAAUAAAGGGUGAGAAAACUGUCCCAGAGGUGUCAGUGGAUAAAAGGGUUUUCCUGAAGGGAACCGGGUCAAUUGCAGGGAUUGCAGCUGGACCUUUGAAGAAAAUGUCCUUUACAGAGGCGAAGAAACAAAACAUUAUACCUACUGACAGUGCUGACAUGCUACUGGAUGCCCAGGCAGCCACAGGUCACAUUAUUGACCCAAGAACUAAUCAGAAGCUGACAGUAAAGGAGGCAUGUGCCAGAGGAGUAGUGGACAGAAAGGAUGAAUCAAAGUUGUUUACAGCUGAGUUUGCUGCUAUAGGUUACCAAGACCCAAUAACUUCCAACCUCCUGUCAGCUGGUCAGGCCAUGAAGAAGGGACUAAUUAACAAGGAAACUGCUUUACGAAUACUUCAGGCUCAAGAGUCCGCAGGGGGUAUUUUGGACCCUGCUCUCAGUGUAUUCCUACCCAAAGACAUUGCUUUGGAUCGGGAUCUCAUUGAUAUGGACCUAUACCAGGCCCUGAAUCAGAGUCCUGAAGUCUAUCUGGACCCAAUCACCCAAUAUACAAGUAGCUAUGUGGCUCUGAAGAAAAAAUGUAGAGCAGAUUCAAGCACAGGCCUUUUGCUUCUCCCUGAACCAGAAAAACCAAUAACUGUCCAGGGGCUCAGGGACCAGGUGUUAGUCCAAGAUCUGGUAGAUGCAAACCUGCUGGAACGGUCUGAUAUGGACCGACUGAGGGAGGGCAGAUUGACAAGCCAGGACAUUGAAAACCGCCUGCGUUCCUACCUGAGAGGUUCCACCUGCAUAGCAGGAGUUUAUGAUGAAGCCAGUAAUAAGGUGAUAUCCAUCUAUCAGGCCAUGAAAGACGGACUGUUGCGACCUGGGACCACUCUGGAACUGCUUGAAGCCCAGGCUGCCUCAGGUUUUCUAGUUGAUCCUGUCAACAAUCUUUACCUGACUGUAGGUGAUGCCUACAAGAAAAGACUGUUCGGGCCAGAGUUUAAGGACAAACUGCUAUCAGCAGAGAAGGCUGUGACUGGUUACAAAAUGCCUGGUACAGACAAGAUAAUCUCCCUCUUCCAGGCCAUAGAGAAAGGUUUAGUGGAGGAAGGUCAUGGCAUCCGUCUGCUAGAGGCCCAGAUUGCCAGCGGUGGUAUAAUUGAUCCUGCACAUAGCCACCGUAUUGAUGUAAAUGUAGCCUACAAGAGAGGUUACUUUGAUGAGAAAAUGAGCAAGAUCCUGGCUGAUCCGAGUGAUGAUACUAAGGGCUUCUUUGACCCUAACACACAGGAAAACCUAACCUAUCUGGACCUAAAGAAACGCUGUAUCACAAAUAAGGAUGGCCUGAUCCUUUUGCAGAUCACAGACAAGAAAAAGCAAGAGUCGACUUCCAAGAACACCCUGAGAAAGAGAAGAGUGGUAAUUGUGGACCCAGAGACUAACAAAGAGAUGACAAUACGUGAAGCCUAUGACAAAGGGUACAUCGACUACGACACCUUCCUGGAGCUGUCCGAGCAGGAGUGUGAGUGGGAAGAGACCACUAUCACUGCUCCAGAUGGUUCUAAACGAUUUGUUAUCACUGACAAGAAGACUGGGAGGCAGUAUGACAUUUCUGAGCUGCUUGAAAAGCGAGUAAUUGAUCAGGCAGUUUUUGACCAGUACCGUUCGCAUGCCAUCUCCCUUACUCAAUUUGCAGACAUCAUCACCAGUAAGACCAAACAUGCAUCAUCAUCAUCAACUUCAAGAUCAGCAGCCUCAGGUGCAUCUUCAAGUACAACUUCUGUGACAUCAUCAUCAACUUCAAGAUCAGCAGCUUCAGGUGCAUCUUCAAGUACAACUUCUGUGACAUCAUCAUCAGCUUCAAGAUCAGCAGCCUCAGGUGCAUCUUCAAGUACAACUUCUGUGGCAUCUUCGGGUACAUCUUCUGCGGCAUCAUCUUCAACUUUAAGAACAUCAUCGUCAUCAUCAGUCAUGUCAAAACCUUUGUCACCUACUCUUUCCAAGAUGACUACAACAAGAACUACUGUCACAGAGCGAACAACUUCACUCAGAAGUGUAGGUGAAGAGUCACCUGAUACCCUUAAGCAAAUAUCCAGUGUUUCUAUCUCUCUUGCUUCUCCCUUUGAAACAAUUGGUGACCAAGAACCUGUGGGUGCCAUGUUUGACACAGACACUUUAGAGAAGAUAUCCAUCACGGAGGCUCUAGAUCGUGGUCUUGUGGAUACCAUCACUGCCCAAAGACUGCUGGAGGCCCAGGCCUGCACUGGAGGAAUUGUCAAUCCCACAAAUGGCCGUAGGCUGAGCAUCCAAGAGGCAGCCCGUAUGGGUAUAAUAUAUGACGACAUGGCCACUAAGCUCAAGGCUGCCCAGAAAGCCUACAUUGGCUUUGAGGAUGUAAAAAACAGGAAGAAAAUGUCAGCUGCGCAGGCUAUGAAGGAGAUGUGGCUUCCAUAUGAGGCAGGCCAGAGGUUCAUGGAGUUCCAGUUUGUAACAGGGGGGCUUUAUGACCCAGAAAUGGGCUGUAGAAGAACCAUAGAGGAUGCUUUAAAAAUGGGCUGGUUGGAUGCGAGAGCAGCCCAGAAGCUCCACGAUAUCAGCCACCACACAAAGAACCUGACAUGCCCCAAGAGCAAGCUGAAGAUCUCUUACAAGGAGGCUCUCGACAAUUGCAUGAUGGAGGAAAGCACCGGGGUGAGAAUGCUACAGGCGUCAUCUAUAUCUUCCAAAGGCAUCAGCAGUCCCUACAAUCUCUCUGCCCCCGGAUCCACCACGGGCUCAAGGAGUGGCUCAAGACGAAGCUCUCGCAGAAGCAGUGUGGACUUAGGCUCCCCCACCUCCUUAUUAACCAGUCGCUACAGUCACAGCAGCCUCACCACCUUCUCCUCCAGAUCCUUGAAAUAAACCAAAAACAAAAUUAAAAAAAAAGUCCUGCACAUUGUUAAUGAAUAGAAUUGGUUGGGGUAUUUUGAAUGUUCUGAAAACAGCUUUUAAAAAUGAGUCUAUUGUGUAAAAGAAUGCAAGGUUAAUGUUUUAAAUCCUUAAACCUUUUGCAUAAUUUUUGAUUUUUAGCUUUGUUUGUCUUAUCUUUAGGCCUUUAAAAUGCUAUAGCUUAAAGGAUCAUGAGAAUAAACACAUCAAAGAUAUUUUUGUGACAAUGAACUUAAGUAUUAAUGGCAGCCAUCUUAAGGUAUUUGGAUUGAAAGUAAAGUGUAAUUAAUAUAAUUGUUACUCCUAGAAUAGGCCUAGAAAUUAUUGCCAUAUUGUUUUCAUACACAUAUUUCAAAUAUAUUUUCCAAAAGCUCAUUUUGAAGCUUUGCUUUGGUAACAUAAUGGUGAUAUGUUUGCAUUUAUUUUACAACUAAAGUGCCUAUUUUGUGUGGGGAGAGGUGCAAGCUUGGAUUGCAUAUAUUGGCAUAACUAUAUUUUGUACUGCAUUUGUUUAUCAUGGCAUUUUUGCUUGAGGUUUUGUAAGUUUCUCAAUAACUCAAAAUAAAAGGCUAACAUGUUGC
This is a messenger RNA of Scomber scombrus (Atlantic mackerel), 11924 nucleotides long. Its product is annotated as desmoplakin-B-like. NCBI's taxonomy places the organism in Eukaryota, Metazoa, Chordata, Actinopteri, Scombriformes, Scombridae. Gene Ontology annotation, biological process: cell-cell adhesion; wound healing; intermediate filament cytoskeleton organization. The transcript is spliced from 24 exons. Bases 1 to 11316 code for a protein of 3771 amino acids. Gene Ontology annotation, molecular function: structural molecule activity. Gene Ontology annotation, cellular component: cytoskeleton; plasma membrane; intercalated disc. The record is from RefSeq and is a predicted model, not a curated record.